AUGCGCAAGAUGCAAGCUAUGGGUAGAGACUUCUUGUUGGAGAAGGGUGUCACAACCCCUGAUGCAGAUGUUGGACAAAUCCUUAAUGUCUCCAAGCGGAGCCCAUUCUACCAGCUGAAGACUCUCUUCCUCUUCACCAAAAGCGACUUCAAGACCGUCAUUGUCCCACAGAGCAUAUUCGCCGCUACGGCAGCAUUGUCAAAAACACAGCUGACAACGGCAGGCCCAGAGGGGCCCGAUGCCACCAAGGGUUGGGGUGUAGUCUCCCGCGUGCCUCUGAUGCUUGCGUGGCUAUGGCUCAAUCUCUUGGUCGAAGACAUUGCCAACCAACGGCUAGAAGGGGCAAUCAUAGAAGACGCAGUCAACAAGCCAUGGAGACCGCUACCUUCACGCCGACUUACACCGGAGCAAGCUCGAGACUGGCUCAUCGUCUCCAUCAUGGCUGCCGUUGGGCUGAGUGCUCUCUUUGGCGGCUACAGCGCGAGCAUCACCUUGAUGGUCUUGAUCUGGAUGUACAACGACCUGGAAGGCAGCAGCAGCGGCAUAUGGAUCCGAAACGCCCUCAACGCGGGUGGCCUCAUGUGCUUCAGCUGGGGUGCCCUCGCCACGCUCUCCGGCGGCGAGCUGCUGCCACGAGGCUUCGCUUGGAUUCUGGUGACGGGGGCCGUCAUCAUGACAACGGUCCACGCCCAAGACCUGCCGGACAUUGAGGGCGACAUGGCCCGCGGGCGGCUCACGAUGCCCCUGACGUACGGCGAGACCGCGGCGCGAGCCUCGCUGGCAGCCAUGGUCAUGUUCUGGUCUGUAACGUGCCCGUUGUUCUGGGAUGCGUCUCUGUGGGGAUGGGCGGCAUCGACAGGCAUUGGCAGCACCAUGUCGGUGCUCGCGUUGCAGAAGCGAGGCCAGCGAUGGGACGAAGUGGUGUGGAAACUGUGGUGUCUGUGGAUAACGGUGCUGUAUAUGCUGCCAGCAAUGGAGAAGUAA
This is a messenger RNA of Trichoderma reesei QM6a, 984 nucleotides long. RefSeq lists its product as uncharacterized. Gene Ontology annotation, molecular function: transferase activity, transferring alkyl or aryl (other than methyl) groups. Gene Ontology annotation, cellular component: membrane. The record is from RefSeq and is a predicted model, not a curated record. Bases 1 to 984 code for a protein of 327 amino acids. The transcript is spliced from 3 exons. NCBI's taxonomy places the organism in Eukaryota, Fungi, Ascomycota, Sordariomycetes, Hypocreales, Hypocreaceae.